AUGUCUUUGAUAAACUCCGUAAAAAAUUCUUUAACUGCUUCGGCUCUUUCAUACUUCACAACGGGUGUUCUUGUAGGCACUUCAUGUGGUUUCCUUUUAGGAUGGAAAAGUGCUUAUCAAAAAUUUAGUGUUGGAGAUGGAAAAAUUAUAACAGAAGAAUGUACCUCGAAUCGCGAAAAAGGUGAUGCUUUACCAGGAAAGAAGGAAGACCAUAGUGAGAGUGAAGAAAGUUUCACAGAAGAAGAAGAUUCUGAAGCAGAAUUAGCUGCAAUAUUAAAAGGAAAAAGCAGCCUUGCUGCUUUGGCCUUAGCCGAGGGUCAAACUAAAAUGGUGCUUGUUGUCCGUACAGAUUUGGGCAUGACGAAGGGAAAGAUAGCUGCUCAGUGUGCCCAUGCAGCUUUAGCUUGCUAUAAGCUUGCAGCAGCCACGGAUCCAGAGAUGUUACAACUAUGGGAGGUUGCUGGCCAAGCGAAGAUUACAUUGCAGGCACAGUCAGAAGAGCAGCUUCAAAUUUUGCAAGCUCAAGCUAUGUCUUUGGGACUUUCGGCUAGAAUCGUUCAUGAUGCUGGACGUACUCAAAUUGUCUCUGGGUCCGCAACCGUUCUAGGAAUUGGUCCAGGUCCGGUGAGCGUAGUUAAUGAAGUUACAGGCAGUCUUAGGCUGUUCUAA
Messenger RNA from Schizosaccharomyces osmophilus, 669 nucleotides. It is a transcript of the gene pth2, whose product is annotated as mitochondrial aminoacyl-tRNA hydrolase Pth2. The record is from RefSeq and is a predicted model, not a curated record. Bases 1 to 669 code for a protein of 222 amino acids. The transcript has a single exon. NCBI's taxonomy places the organism in Eukaryota, Fungi, Ascomycota, Schizosaccharomycetes, Schizosaccharomycetales, Schizosaccharomycetaceae. Gene Ontology annotation, molecular function: peptidyl-tRNA hydrolase activity. Gene Ontology annotation, cellular component: mitochondrion; cytosol.